AUGCCGGCGCGCCGUUUCUUUCGCUUCGCCGUCCGCCAAGAGGCGCAGUGGACUUCGCGGGCUCGCGCCUAUGGCACCGGUCGCCAGAAAACGACUCCUCCUGUGCCGCCGCCUGAGCUUCGGGAAGCGGCCGCUGCCUGCAGACAGCCCGCUUCACGCAUCCGCGCCCGCGCUCCCCGCGAAGCGAAUUCGGAACGCGGCCAGCGGCGAUGUGGUGCUGGGGGCGCGGGCGCGCGUCCGGCGAAGAGAAAAGCCGGCGCAGAGGAUUCGAUUCGGCGUGUCCGCCUCAGCGACUGCGCGUCUGAGACUCGCCUGCGGCCGCAGAACGCUUUUCGGCCGGAACGCAGUUCGCAAGGCACAUGCUCCACGGUGUCACCGCCUUUUCAGGGCGUCUGUCUGUUGAAUUCUCUGCGCCUUUUUGGGUCGAACUCUCUGCGCCUUUUGGCCCAAGUCUCAGAAGGGCGUCGCGCGCCCUCGCGCGCUCUCUGGAUGCCGACUGCUCGCGCGCCGGCGCGGGGCUCUCUGCGCCGCGAGCAGCCCGCGCCGCCUUCGCCCCCUUCUGUCGCCGCGGACUUCGCGGCGACGUGUGAGUCUUUGCCUUUCUCUCUUGCCUUACGUAGACGAUUCUCUUCGCGGCCUUCGUCGUCCGACGGCUCUGCGCCGUCGGCGCCUGAGAGCCUGCAGCCCAGUGACAAGUGCCGGCACUUGCGGCUGAGACCAAGCUCUGCAGGCCAGGGGAGCCGCGCAGGAGGCUUUUCGGACCUUCAACAACUCUUCGCGGCAACGUACAUUCACCCGGACGACGACGCGUGCCACGCAAGCGCAAAGAGGGCAACAAGAAAGAGGAGAAGAGGCAGUCGCAAUGCUGAGGCAGCGUCAUCCGAGGCCGGCAGCUCCACGAGCCCUUCCACCAGCACCUCGCUCGUGAUGCAAAACGAGUCUGCCUCUCCCUCCUCCCUCCCACAGUCCAGCUUAGAGACCUCGUUUCCUUUAGACGUGUCGCCUUCGCUUCCGGGUUGGAGGAACUCGCCAGGCGCGCCGUCGGAUGCGUCUUUCGCUUCCGCUACGCAGCGCGAGACGCCCUCGUCCAGCGCGCGCGCGUCUCUACAGGGUUUCUCGGCGGCCUCCGGGGGCGACCAGCGUUCUACAGAUAUUCCCAGCUCUGCGUUAGCGGACGUCUCCGCCGCGGACCCUUCCUCGCUCCGAUUUCCCAGUCUCCCGCAUCCCCGACCCUCGCCUCUUCGUCCUCCUUCCGCCCUCAGGGCCUGCUCCAGGUCGGGGGCAUCGGCCGUUCUUUCCGCAUCUCUGUCUUCUGGUGCUCCGCCGCCUGCUUCCAGCCAGCAGCCGCCGCGAGAGGCUGCCGAAGAGGACCUCGACGAUAGCGACCCGGUGGCCUGGCUGCUGUCCUCCUCGGCCGUCGCCUCCACGGACGUGGCUGCGCCCUCCAAGCCGACGCCGCCGCGGCUGUCUCGGCGGCGGACGCUGGCUCGGGCGGCUGCCUCGUCGCUUUCGCGGGAGCGCAACAGCUGGAUGUCUCAGCCGCAGGUGCUGAUCAAGAUGCUGUUCAAGGCGUCUCAGAACAACGUGCGCGACGCGAAUUUGUGGAAGGUCUUCGUGCAGCGCGUGGCGCUGACAGCCAUCCACAUGAACGCAGACCAGCUGGCGCUCACGCUGUAUGCGUUCGCCCGCGUCCGCUACUUCGACGCGCGUCUGCUGCACACGCUGGCGCCGUUCAUUUUGAAGCUGCUUGACGCGUUCUCGCCGCAGGGCCUCAGUCUGGUCUUGAACGCCUUCAAAAAGCUGCGUGUGCACAAAUACGACACGAUCGAGCUCAUCGUCAACCAACUCUGUCUGGAAAUCCACAGAUGCGGCGCACAGGACCUCGCCCUCGCAGCCAACAGCCUGGCCUUCUUCUACGUCUACCACGCAAAAUUCUGGAAACUCCUCCUCAAACACCUUCCGAGGGUCGGCCCUAAACUUCUGCCCCAACACGCCGCCGUGAUCGUCGCGGCCUUCGCCAGAAUCGACCUCAGAGACGGCUCUGCGCUUCUGUUGCUCUCUCGGAUUCUGAAGAAGAAGUCUUUGGCUCUAGACCAGGCGCAGCUGGCAGUGGCCAUUAGCGCCUUUAGCAAGCUGGAUUUCACGCAUCCAAAAUUAACGAUCUCAUUCCACAAGGCGGUGCAUCACCUCUUUGCUCAGGACCCAGAUCCCUUCGACUCUCAGGCGCUCUGCUUGCUUCUCCACUCCACGGUGUGCCUCACAGGCGGCUCCGAACAGCUGAUUCGCAAGCUUCUUCUUGCCCUCGUUCGGAAGUCGCCCUCCCUCGCUGUCCAUCAGACGCGGAAACUGCGCCACACAGCGACUGUCCUUCAGGCGCACCACCCAGACCUAUAUGAUCAACUUGACGAGAACGUCCGGCGCUUUUUGGCGGACGUGCGAGAGGCUAGCCCGAAAGAGCUGGGCGACCACGGGUCGCGCUGGGCCAUCGAGGUGGCCAGCGUGCUGCAAGAAAUGGGAAUUUCUUUUCAGCGGCGUCUGUACAUCAGUGGCUGCCGCGUCGACAUCCUGCUUCCCGAGAAGAAAAUCAUCAUCAUGUGUGCGGGUCCGCAUCAUUUUUAUCUUGACUCGACAAGGCGAACAGCGUAUUCAAGACUCCAACAGCGCUUGCUGGAGCUUCAGGGUUACUCGGUGUGCGUUCUCCCGUACUACGAGUGGUCGGAGUUGCAAAGCCCAGAGGAGAAACAACGUUUUCUGUGGACCUUUGGACGCCGCGCUGCCGCAGAGAUUCAAGCCCUCCACGCCGAGGAGUGCUCCGAUGGCGGCGACGAGACGGACGACCACGCUGCGUACGCGAAUUCCUUCCUGGAAGACCCUGUCGAGUUGGCUGUAGCCGCGGAGGAGGCAUUCGACGCGGACGGAGACUCAGAUAGCGACGGCGACCGCCCACCGGAUUUAUUCGAAGAAGUCAAGACGAAUUUCUCUCAGGACGUCCCCAAGGGCCGGCGGAGGGGACGCGGCGCCGCCCACUCAUGA
This is a messenger RNA of Besnoitia besnoiti, 3033 nucleotides long. RefSeq names its product RAP domain-containing protein. Lineage: Eukaryota; Apicomplexa; Conoidasida; Eucoccidiorida; Sarcocystidae. Gene Ontology annotation, biological process: regulation of mitochondrial mRNA stability; mitochondrial RNA processing. Bases 1 to 3033 code for a protein of 1010 amino acids. The record is from RefSeq and is a predicted model, not a curated record. Gene Ontology annotation, cellular component: mitochondrial matrix; ribonucleoprotein granule. The transcript is spliced from 10 exons. Gene Ontology annotation, molecular function: RNA binding.